GGCGGGCAGCCCCGGCAGCGCCCCGCGCCCGCUCCCCCGGCUCCGGCAGCGGCCCGUGGCGGCGGUGAGAUGGGGGGCAGCCUGGGCUGCCACCGCUCCAUCCCCCGCGACCCGGCCGACCUGUGCCACAGCCGCAAGUUCAGCGCGGCGUGCAACUUCAGCAACAUCCUCGUCAACCAGGAGAGGCUCAACAUCAACACGGCCACGGAGGAGGAGCUGAUGACCCUGCCCGGGGUCACCCGAGUGGUGGCCCAGAACAUCGUGGAGUACCGCGAGUACAUCGGCGGCUUCAAGAAAGUGGAGGACCUGGCGCUGGUGAGCGGGGUGGGGGCGGCCAAGCUGGAGCAGGUGAAGUUCGAGAUCUGCGUGAGCAGCAAGGGCAGCUCGGCGCAGCACUCGCCCAGCUCCGUGCGCAAGGACCCGGCCUCCGAGCACCACCUGUCCGCCACCAAGAUCAACAUCAAUACGGCCACCCCGGCACAGCUCAUGAGCAUCCGUGGCAUCACCGAGAAGAUCGCCAACAGCAUUGUGGACUACCGUAAAGAGCAUGGGCCUUUUAAAAGUAUUGAGGACCUGGUGAGGAUGGACUGCAUCAAUUCCUCCUUUCUGGACAAAAUAAGGCACCAGAUUUUUGCAGAGCGCUCCAGACCCCCUUCAACAAAUACCAACGGUGGCCUCAACUUCAUGGCCAAGCCGCACCCCAGCCCCACCUCUCUUAGCCUCCAGAGCGAGGACUUGGACUUUCCUCCCGGGGGUCCAACCCAGAUCAUAUCCACUCGCCCCUCUGUGGAGAUGUUUGGGGGGGUGAGAGAUGGCAGACCUGUCUUCAGGGUGGCUACGUGGAAUCUGCAAAGCUGCUCCAUCGAGAAGGCCAACAACCCGGGCGUGCGGGAGGUCGUGUGCAUGACACUGCUGGAGAACAGUAUCAAGCUUUUGGCUGUGCAGGAGCUGGCUGACAGAGAAGCAUUGGAAAAGUUUUGUAUGGAGUUGAACCAGCCGACGCUGCCAAACAUCCGUAAGUGGAAGGGUCCUAGAGGAUGUUGGAAGGGUGUUGUUUCCGAGAAACCCUCAGGCCAGCUACACAAGGGAGUUGAAUAUUCUGGCUUCCUCUGGGAUACAACAGCUGGCAUUGAGCUGAAAGAUGCCUCAUCUCAAGAGACUGCACAGACUAAUGGCAAUGGGAGGCACUCAUAUCCUCAUCCUUAUCUUGCACAUUUCAAGGUUGGAAUGAAUGAUCUGACCGUGGUUAACCUUCACCUGGCCUUGCCACCCUCCGCGGGAGAGAACACUGGGAAGAACCACGACAGCCACAAACUGGCAGCCUGUGCGCAGAGUUUGCAGGAGACUCUGAAAGGAGAAAAAGAUGUGAUAAUCCUUGGAGAUUUUAACCAGGCCCCCGACAGCAGCGACCAUGACAUCCUGAGGAAGGAGAAGUUUCACCAUCUGGUCCCUUCCAGCACCUUCACCAACAUCAGCACAAAGAACCCACAAGGGUCCAAGUCGCUGGAUAACAUCUGGAUCAGUCGGAGCUUGAAAAAGGUUUUCACAGGCCACUGGGCUGUCGUGCGAGAAGGGCUCACAAACCCGUGGAUCCCCGAUAACUGGUCCUGGGGUGGGGUGGCUUCAGAGCACUGCCCCGUGCUCGCUGAGUUUUACCUGGAAAAGGACUGGAACAGGAAGGAGGUGACGCGGAAUGGGAACGGGGUGACGGUUGAACGCAGCGACUCGCACACUAAGCACGAACGAUGACGUGAACUUGAGGGUGCCUCUCCUGCCACCCAGGGAAGGCUCUGACUUCAUGGCAGAGCAGGACUGCCUUCCCCUCCCUCUCCUUCCUGCUCUCCUCCCUGCACCUAGAAAGCAUCAGCACUUGAUUUUGGUGGUCCUGGCUUUGUGCCACUCCUGGACAGUUCUGGAUGGAGUCUCAUGGAAACAGAACAAUCUGCAACUUUUUCCAGGGACACAAUGGACAUUUCCACACCUGGAGAUUUGGACAAGAAUUGUACAGAAAAUAAAGUGUACUUUUAAUAUUGGAAGAGCUCUUUGCUAAAAUGCAGCUGAAUGGGGUUUUGCUGGGAGGGGGAAGGGCAGGUGAUGGUUAUUUUCCUUUGCCCUCUUGUAAAUUGAGGUAAUAAGAGAGGCCCCAAAAAGAGAGAUGUGGUGGACACUCUUGGCAAGUCUCAAAUGCUGAAUACAGCACUUGCAAAAGCUGGAGCUGAUCCCUGUGUGACCUGCAGUGAGACAUGAGUGGUGCCUCUGCCCCAGCCUGGAGAGACACUGUUCCUCUGCAGCCACAUGUAUGCACCCCCUCAUCCUUUCUUUCCUUCUCCCUUAUGCUCCUAGCAAGGUAAUUUUGGCCCAGAAUAGCUUCCUGGAGCUUGACUUUGUCUUUUUGUUUGGUGCAACAUUCAGUGUUGAGUUUUCCUCCUGCACAAUAGUUUUCAGGAGCUGGGAAAGCACCAACUUGCCCCUCUGCAUGGCCAGGUCCACUUCUCCAGUGCCCUUUGCCUUGCUCCCUCUUGGGGAUCUCACAGGAACAGCCCUUGUCCUCUGGGUCUUCAGCUGGCAUCAAUGAGAUGUAGCCAUGGGUCUUUAUCUAGGAGUCAAUGUUCUGCAGGCCAUGCAUCCUGGAGGUCUAUAGAUGAGCCCAUAUUCAUGUGCUCCCUGCAGGGCUGGCCCACAUGAUGCACUGACCUCUGCCCACUGACUUUUUUAGGGGGUUUCAGUUUCUCUCUCUGGCAUAAGCCUGGUUCACUCACUCACCACAACUCACAAAAUACAGCGUGUGGCAGGGAUGGGGGCUGCUUCCAAGGGGUUUGGGAUCUCUGCAUGUCCUGGGUGGGGCACUUCAGUCAGAGCCCUGCCUCGGCAGCACCAGGAAUGGAGCGUCGAAUUUGCCACCUACAUGAGAUUUUUCAUGCAGCAAUUAAUAAUCAGUGACCCAGAAGGGAAACAUAUCAGCACUUCAGCAUCUGCAAGAGAAAUAGGUUGAGUGUGAAAGGUGCUGAGCUUCCCCCUAACCCAGUGCCUGCUGCUCUGGCCUGCAGAUGACAACACAUUUUGCUGCUGAGAGGAGAGGAAAGUUCUCUGGCAUGGCUCACUACUCUUGACAGCAGUGCCACACUGAAGGAAAUGUUGUAACUGAGAGUUUUAGAGCAAAACAGUAAAAUAUUCUUGAAGUAUUUUUAUUACUGUAACUUUCUGAGAUACCACCUCAUUUCUAAUGACUUAAUAAUUGCAAAUUUCUCAACAACUAAAUAAAUUCCCAUGCAAACACA
Molecule: messenger RNA, 3278 nt
Organism: Lonchura striata (white-rumped munia)
Lineage: Eukaryota; Metazoa; Chordata; Aves; Passeriformes; Estrildidae
Gene: EEPD1
Product: endonuclease/exonuclease/phosphatase family domain containing 1
Biological process (GO): DNA repair
Cellular component (GO): plasma membrane
Molecular function (GO): DNA binding; catalytic activity
Source: RefSeq, a predicted model, not a curated record